UCCAAUUCCAAGACUUCAAAAACAUGAGAAAAGUUAACUAGCAAAUAUCAACUAAAACUACAUACAUUAAAAAAGGUUAUUAAUAACUAUUAAUUAUUAUAUCAAAAUUAGAGAUAUAAAAUGGAUUUCGGCGACGAAGAUUUGUUCGCCGUUUUUGACAGUGAAAGUAGUAAAACCCAGCGCAGCGGUAUCGCCGACCGGUCGGUUCAUGAUGAGGAGGAAACAGAGGAACCGUCGGAGAAACCGAUCAGGUUCGACGCCGGAACCAUGCAGGUUGAGAUCACAGGGGGGAAAAGAACCAAGUCUGAGGAGGGGGUGGAGUCCGUAAAGAAAAUAAAGAAAGACGAAAGAACAAUCAUGACGGGAUUGACAGAUAUGGAUGUGGAUCAGAAUAUAGAGGAAAAUACAGAUAAUCAGUUAUCGAACGAGGAUGACAGCGAGGCUUUGAGCCUGGUAGAAUCCGCCCCGAGAAUAAGUAUUCACACCUUGGACACGCCUUCCGCCUGCACCCACGAGGUUGCUGUCCCACCCCAAUGUAAUUUCACAGGAUUGGCUGACCAUGGUCGGGAGCCGGCUAAAACUUAUCCAUUUACACUUGAUCCCUUCCAGUCUCAAUCCAUCCUGUGUAUAGAAAAUGAUCAAUCUGUUCUUGUUUCCGCUCACACCUCGGCGGGUAAAACCGUCGUGGCGGAAUACGCCAUUGCAUUGUCGUUGAAGAACAAGCAGAGAGUUAUUUAUACAACGCCGAUUAAGGCGUUGAGUAAUCAGAAGUAUCGAGAGUUUAAUGAAGAGUUUUCCGAUGUUGGAUUAAUGACUGGAGAUGUGACGAUAAAUCCUAGCGCUUCGUGCCUCAUCAUGACUACAGAGAUUCUCAGGUCCAUGUUGUACAGAGGAAGUGAGAUUAUGAGAGAGGUGGGUUGGGUCAUCUUCGACGAAAUUCACUACAUGAGGGACAAGGAGAGAGGGGUGGUGUGGGAGGAGACGAUAAUUCUUCUGCCAGAUAACGUUCACUAUGUGUUCCUCUCCGCCACCAUUCCGAAUGCGCGACAGUUUGCCGAGUGGAUUGCGCAUUUACAUCAUCAGCCGUGUCACGUGGUAUACACAGAUUUCAGACCAACUCCCCUUCAACACUACGUAUUUCCGGCCGGCGGCGAUGGAAUCCACCUUGUUGUCGACGAGAAAGGUCAAUUUAGGGAGGACAACUUUACCACCGCCAUGUCUGUCCUCCAGAACGGAGGAGACGCGGCGAAGGGCGAUCAGAAAGGACGAAAAGGCGGAAUGAAGGAUGGAUCCAAUGCUUUCAAAAUCGUUAAAAUGAUCAUGGAGCGUAAUUUCGCCCCUGUGAUUGUGUUUUCCUUCAGUAAGAAGGAGUGCGAGGCCUACGCUCUCCAGAUGGCGAAGUUGGACUUCAACACGAACGAGGAGAAGAAGCUGGUGGACGAGGUCUUCAACAAUGCCAUGAUGGUUCUAUCUCCUGAGGACAGAUUACUCCCGCAAGUUGAGAACGUUCUCCCGCUUCUCAAACGCGGGAUCGGAAUCCAUCAUGGCGGACUUCUCCCGAUCCUUAAGGAAACCAUCGAGAUCCUCUUCGGCGAAGGAUUGAUCAAGGCUCUGUUUGCCACGGAAACAUUCGCCAUGGGAUUGAACAUGCCGGCACGAACCGUUCUGUUCACCGGAGCGCAGAAGUUUGACGGGAAAGAUUUCCGGUUUGUAUCUUCAGGAGAGUAUAUCCAGAUGUCUGGAAGAGCAGGGAGAAGAGGUUUGGAUGACAAGGGUAUUGUUAUUCUCAUGGUUGAUGAGAAGAUACCUCCGGCGACUGGUAGAGAGAUACUCAAAGGUGCCCCAGAUCCGAUCAACUCCGCCUUCCACCUGACCUACAACAUGGUUCUGAACCUACUGAGGGUGGAGGAGGUGAACCCGGAGUAUAUGAUGGAGAGAAGCUUUCAUCAAUUCCAAAACUAUUCAACUAUUCCACAGGUUUAUGAGAAGGUGAAGAAGCUUGAAGGGCAGGUGGCUGGUUUGAGCGUGGAGAAGGAGGAGGAGGUGGCCAGCUACGUCAGGCUCCGGGAUCAGCUGACAAAGCUUGGGGAGGAGUUCCACGGAUUUCUUACAGAUCCUCAGUAUAUCGUCCGGUUCAUGAACGCGGGUCGUCUGAUCAAGGUGAAGAAUCAGGAUCAGGACUUUGGUUGGGGUGCAGUGUGCCACCUCGAGAAGAUCAAAUCCACGACCACCAGCGAGGAGCAGCUGAUGGCGAAGGUUCUCCUCCAUGUGAGCAAGGAUAGUGCCAACACCAAGGUUGCGUCCGAGCUCCGUGCCGUGAAACCUGGAGAGAAAGGAGAGAUGACUAUGGUUACAAUUCUCUUCUCUUUAAUCCAACAAAUCUCAAGUGCAAGAAUAUAUAUCCCGGACGAUCUGAAAUCUCUGGACAAACGAAUGGCGGUUUUGAACGCGAUCAAGGAGGUUCAGAGACGAUGCGAGAACAAGAUUCCCCUGGUAGACCCGGAGAAGGAUAUGAAGAUAAAUUCUCCAGAGUUCAAGAACGUUGUCAAGAAAAUUAAAACCUUUGAGAAAAGAUUACAGAAACACUCUCUGAAUGAACAUCCUGAUCUUGCAAACCUUAUGGAGCAGUGGAAAACCAAGAAUGCCGUCACAUCGGAGUUAAUCGCGGCCAAACAUCAUCUCAAGAAAUCUAAAUCCUUGUUACAGAUGGACGAUUUGAAGUGCAUGAAGAGGGUGCUACGUCGACUGAACUACUGCAGCGCCAGCGACGUGAUAGAGAUCAAGGGACGGAUAGCGUGUGAGUUGAGUUCGGCUGACGAGCUUCUACUCACAGAGAUGAUGUUUAACGGACUUUUCAACCCGUUGAACCCGCCUCAGGUCGCGGCCAUCCUCAGUUGUUUUGUGUGCUCGGAGAAGUCGAGUGAGAUGCCGAAACUAACAGAUUCUCUCUCCGGUCCUCUGAGAACUAUGCAGGAUAUGGCCAGAAAUAUUGCAAAGGUGUCCAAGGAGGCAAAGAUNGAGCUAGAGGAGGAUGAGUAUGUUGAGAGGUUUAAACCCUUUAUGAUGGAUAUUGUCCACGAAUGGACCAAGGGCGCCUCCUUCAAGGAUAUUAUCAAGAUGACAGAUAUGUUUGAGGGAAGUAUUAUCCGAUCUAUGAGACUGCUAGAGGAAUUACUCCGUCAGAUGGUUCAAGCCUCAAAGAAUAUCGGGAACACGGAGUUAGAGAAUAAGUUCUCCGAGUCGAUCAAACUUCUCAAACGAGAUAUCGUCUUUGCCGCCAGUCUUUAUCUGUGAUAUGUUUUUUUCUUUCUCAACAAUAAAAUUUGUAAAUUGUU
This is a messenger RNA of Eurytemora carolleeae, 3335 nucleotides long. It is a transcript of the gene Mtr4, whose product is annotated as superkiller viralicidic activity 2-like 2. Gene Ontology annotation, cellular component: nucleus. Gene Ontology annotation, biological process: RNA catabolic process; maturation of 5.8S rRNA. Bases 121 to 3294 code for a protein of 1057 amino acids. NCBI's taxonomy places the organism in Eukaryota, Metazoa, Arthropoda, Copepoda, Calanoida, Temoridae. Gene Ontology annotation, molecular function: RNA helicase activity; ATP binding; RNA binding. The transcript has 8 exons. The record is from RefSeq and is a predicted model, not a curated record.